GAAAAUAGACAAUUUGGUGAACGGCUCCGGUGAUCUCAAUCACAAUCACGAAGACGACAUUAGCGCUGUUAAACAUUCGCUUCCACACAGCAACGGCGAAAUUGGUACAGACAAAGAUGAACCGGACAAGGUGGAAAACAAUAAUGAUUUACUAGAAAAUGAAACGUUUCCGGAAAUGUUGGCGCCCAUACCCACGCCCCGGACACCGGAACCGAUUCCCGAAACAAAGAAGACUACUGUUACUAAGACUGCACCAGCCAAAACGAGCCCUGUAAAAUCGAAAUCACAGACACCCGUAACGGCUUCACCUCGUAGAAUUACCAGUGAUAGAAGCGUAUCGGAGACGAAUAAGACACGGAGUGCUAUGCAACGACCAGCCAACACAACACCCAGAAAACCACCUGUGAAGGCGAACAGCGCGGGUUCUGGUACUCCUAAGGGUCGGUCCGCAACGGCGACAGCUCCGAGCAGCGCGGCCGCGUCGGGUGACGCGUGCGGCGUCUGCGGUAGACAUUUCGCCUCCGACCGCAUCGCUAAGCACCAGGAGAUCUGUAAAAAGGCCCACAGCAAGAAAAGGAAACCCUUUGAUGUACUCAAACAUCGUUUGGCUGGUACCGAAGUUGAAAGUUAUAAGGGAACGGAAGCAGAACCCUUUAUCAAUAAAUUGCGCAAAACCACCGCUACUCCGUCAACUACUAAAGUGAACAAAGGCAAGCAAUUGAACAGCAACUGGCGACAAAAACACGAAGAGUUCAUCCAGGCAAUACGAGCGGCGAAACAAGUGCAGGCACAUUUGAAUGCUGGAGGUAAGCUGAGCGAUCUGCCGCCCCCUCCGCCGUCGGAGAAUCCGGACUACGUGCAGUGUCCUCAUUGCAAUCGCAGGUUUAACCAGGGCGCUGCCGAGCGACACAUUCCGAAGUGCGCAAACUUUCAGUUCAACAAACCGAAGCCGGCUGCUAUGCGACGAUAACCACGAAAUCCUACAGCGCAAUAUAUCAAUAUCAUUUGCGGAGACUUGUUUAGAUUUUUUUCCGAAACAGCGAUCACUGGCUACACAGCAUUUUCUUCAUACGGUGAUUGCAUUAAACAGUAUCAUACCUUACUGUCUUUGACGUAAAGUAAAUCUUUUUAAAUCGUAAUAUUUGUUAAAUCAACUUGUGAUUAGGGAGUCUUAACAUCAAUAUAUAAUCCCUGCUGAUAAUCUUGCAACGUAACUUUGGCUAAAUAGAAAUUUGAUCUUUAUUUUUCCAUUGAAUAGUUUUGAGUAGUUCCUAAAGCUGAGAUCUCUGAAAUGUCGGACCCGUUUGCGUGUAAGGAGUAUUAUACAUCGAAUCGAAUUAUUGACUGUCUGAUUCAGAUAUUGUUCACGUACACGCUUUUCUACUUAGUUAAAAUAUUUUACGAUAUUAUAUCAACGAAUUUACCUAAUAGUAACAACUAACUAAUCGCUAAGUAACCGACCCGAUUACUGAUUAAAGAAUCGUGUCAGAAAUGGACGAUGCAAUCGAAUUAGUGAAAUUUGAAAGGAAUUGUCGUUUGAAACCUAAAGGCGUAUUCACGUUGAGCGAUUUUUUGUUGCGCGUCUGUUUGGCGACGGUCUUGUAUUACACGGUUUGGAUAAUCAUAGCACACGUCCAUGAUUAUACAUGCUAUUUCCGUCGCCAAAGCAAUACGAAUAUUCCUUUGAGAAGGCGUUAAGUUCGUUUGUAUUUAAAUAUUCGACUUCUAUUUUUUUUACAUUUAUUUGUUAUUGUUGUAUGUUUCGAAAACAAUUUAUUUUCUAAUGACGCAACGAGCAGCGUAUUUGUAGUUUUAAAACUCCAUAAGUGAUAUAACAAAUUAAAUUUGAAUUACGUUGGAAAUACAAUAUAUUUCACAUUCAAUAAUAGUUGCUUUAUAAACAUGUUAACGACUUUCAUACGCAAAUGUUUAAUAUCUAUUAAUAAAAUAUAGUAAAGAUAGA
Messenger RNA from Bombyx mandarina (wild silkworm), 1963 nucleotides. RefSeq lists its product as uncharacterized. The record is from RefSeq and is a predicted model, not a curated record. NCBI's taxonomy places the organism in Eukaryota, Metazoa, Arthropoda, Insecta, Lepidoptera, Bombycidae.